AAAAAAAAAAAAAGUUGGGUCUGAUUUGCUGGAAUCGCGCAGGACCGAAGGUGCACCGGUCGAUUUCAUAUCAAGUUUGGUUAAAGCAGGGGUGAACAUCACACACCCGGCGCCCCUACUGAAGCUCCCCACAAUGCUUUUAUGAACGACAUAUCAGAGCACCGAGAGAGAGACGCGCACAGAGCCCAUGUAGUAGAGGAGUACACGCACCGGCUCCACGAGUACAAUCUGCAAGCGCUCACACCGUGCGUGUCAACUUUAAAUUAUUAUUAUUAUUUACUCCGCGGACCCGACCGUCUUUGGAUCGCAUAAAAUUCAUGGAUGUUCUUGGAUAAUCUAUCAGUGUUUUACGCGGAUAGCUGCUCCACAGUCUCGCACGGUGCACGUCGGUCCAGGAAUGGCGCGAUAAAGUGAUCCGAGGAAUCAGUCCAAGUACAUUCACUUUUUUUUUUUUUUUUGUGUAGCCGUCUCGUCAUGUAUUCUCCAAUUUGUCUCACUCAGGAUGAAUUUCAUCCCUUCAUCGAGGCACUUCUCCCUCACGUCCGUGCCAUUGCCUACACGUGGUUCAACCUCCAGGCCAGAAAACGCAAGUACUUCAAGAAGCACGAGAAGCGGAUGUCCAAGGAUGAGGAGCGCGCGGUGAAGGAUGAGCUUCUGAGCGAGAAGCCCGAGGUUAAGCAAAAAUGGGCAUCCAGGCUGCUGGCCAAGCUGCGUAAGGACAUUCGGCAGGAGUACCGGGAGGACUUUGUCCUCAGCGUGACGGGCAAGAAGCACCCGUGCUGUGUGCUAUCCAACCCGGACCAGAAGGGCAAGAUCCGCCGGAUCGACUGUUUGCGACAGGCUGACAAAGUUUGGCGUCUGGACCUGGUGAUGGUCAUCCUCUUCAAAGGCAUCCCCCUGGAAAGUACAGAUGGGGAACGCCUUGUCAAGUCUCCACAUUGCACCAACCCAGCACUUUGUGUCCAGCCACACCACAUAACAGUAUCGGUCAAGGAGCUGGACUUGUUUCUAGCAUACUAUGUCCAGGACCAAGACUCGCAGCAGUCAGGAAGUCCCAGUAACAAUGAGCCAGGCAAGAACCCUCUUCCAGUCUAUUUGGAAGACAGCUUCAUCAAAUCAGGAGUCUUCAGUGUUACAGAACUGGUGCGGGUGUCCAGAAUGCCCAUCACCCACGGUGCAGCAGUAAACUUCUCCAUGGCCGACAUGCCCAGCCAACCCUACUAUCACGACCUGAACUCCAGCGUGGGGCUGCAUCGCUCCUUGUCCUCCCCUCCCGGCAGCAAAAGGCCCAAAACCGUCAGCAUGGACGAGAACAUGGACACCAGCCCAACAGGACCUGACUUCUACUCGUCACCCAGCUCACCGGCUAGCAGUCGGGCAAACUGGCACGAUAGAGAAGGAGCAGACAUGUCUUCUCCUACUAUGAAGAAGCCAGAGAAGCCGCUGUUCAGCCCCACCUCCCCGCAGGACUCCUCGCCUCGACUCAGCACUUUCCCUCAGCCUCAUCACCCAGGCCUAACAGGUGUAGGACACAGUGUUAUAUCGACGAGGAGCCCCCCUCCGCACUCACCCCUGCAGUUCUCGGCCUCGGCUAUCUUGCCCCCGGCGCCGUCACCCUACUUCUCGCACACCACCAUCCGCUACCCACCCCACCUCAACCCUGCUGAUCCCCUCAAGAGCUACGUGCCGUCAUAUGACCCGUCCAGCCCACAGAGCAGCCAGCCUAACAGCAGUGGUCAGGUGGGAAAGGUCCCAGGCCACUUCACCCCAGUUCUGGCUCCCUCCCCACACCACGGCGCUGUGCGGCCCGUCUCGCUCUCCAUGCCCGACACUAAGCCCAUCACCACAUCCACAGAAGGCUACUCAGCCCCCGGCACCCCGACGGCUAACCGUUUCGUAGGCCUGAGCCCGAGAGAUCCCGCCUUCCUUCACCAGCAACAGAGGAAGUGUGACUGGAGCGUGACUCAAAACGGCAGGCAUUAUGGCCCCAGUGCCACUGACGACACUUUUGGGAUUACUUGGCAAAGUCCUGGUACCUGGGCGAGCUUAGUUCCAUUCCAAGUGUCGAACGGGACUCCGAUUCUGCCAACAAAUGUCCACCAGAACUACAGCAUAAACAUCAUUGGUGAGCCCCUGGUCCCCGCUGAGACAGGGAACUGAACACACAGAGGCCGGAAGACCCCCAGGGUGGAUGGGUGCAGGUGGUGCAGAGCUAGCACUACAGGUGUCCGCAGCCAUGGAUGAAACCAGCAAAGCAGCAUGAGCUGCACAAUCGUCCCCACCUCUCCCAGUCACGCCCCUCCCAUGUCCCUCCCCACUCCCAUCCCUCCCCAUGAAGGACACUGGCCGUGAAGACGAGGGUUGGUUCAGAGGAAAGAAAAAAGAGAAAAAGCUUCAGGUCUGCUGUCUCCUCGCCCACACAUCCACCACCCACCAGUCAGUUGUUGUGUUUGCAGAACUUUUCAAUCCAUUCAAAUACUGUGAUGUAUAGAUGCCUUAAUGUUUUAUUGCAUGACACUCUAGUCUCUUAGCGGCAAUUCCUACUAUUUUUCCAUGUUGGGGGAAGAUGUAAAAUCUUGAUUUACACACACACACACACACACACACACACACACACAAGUGAAGAGGUCUGCGUAUCAACAACCUCUGCCUGGUGGAUGGCUCUGAGACUCGAAGCUCUCCGACUCAGACCUCUUGAAAAGAGGCUUUCCCACGUCAAACGAUUCACUGUGUACACCAUAGGAACAAAAAAAAAUUGUGAAUUCAGAGUGUUUCUUCUUCCGUUUGAUUUCAGUUUACUGUGAUACGACUCUUUGUUCAGAAAAUGUGUUGACUUUGCUUAUUCUUUACUGCUACUUACUUCAAGAAUUAACGUGAACACUUACGGGAAGAGUUGAGAACUCUUGAUGCGGUUUUCAAAAAACACUAAAUGUUAGGCUUGAGAUUGGACCCCUCAUUAAAGAAUUUGCAACUCCUUUACAAAAGGAUAUUAAAAAAAAGACGGAGAAUAAGAAAAUCUCGAUAGAGGCAAGUGCAAUUGAAUUUUUGAAGGGAAGCUAUCAGUCUGUCAGCCCUAAGACUCUAAAGGAAGGGGGAUAAAUAUUAAAUGGUUUUAUGGGUAAAAUGUUUAAGAAAACAUUUGAAUUUGAUUUCAGUCACAUAUCCGUCUCCUCACAUAAAAAAAACAUCAAGCUUGAAAGGCAGUUGAAGGCAAGCACUAAGCUAACUGUGCAGCGCUGAGCAAAACCAGCACUUCUUUUGAGCCCUUCCCAUCAUUAUGGGGAGUUUUUUGUUAUUUAUUUUGGAGAAAAAAAAUAACCGAACAUAAGCAUAGAAAUGAGACACACAUAGUGUGUAAAAAUGGAAUUUCUUUCAUUUUGUAAGAUCGAGAGCAUAUGCAUUUGGCCAUCAGCUUCUAAAGCUUAUGUUUACAAAAAAAAAUAUGGAAUGCAAAGUGUUAAUUCAUGGAAAUGUACAAUUCAUGCAAAUGUACAGUAGGCUUAUGUGUAAAGCUAGUUUGUGCAAGGUUAACUCUACAGUGGAAGAGGUUGAAAACUGAAAUUAUGAAUCCAGGUGGUGGCAGGUCCCUGAAAUCUAGAAUUGUGCACGGCAUGUUCACAGCCAUUGCCUCUCUAGUCCAGACAUAUUUAUACAAGGAAAAUCUCUCCAAUACUCUUAAUUUGCACGAUGACAUAUAGUCCACAUUACGUGCCUUGCCUUUGAAUAUAGAGACAUCACUACACUUGUUUUUGCUGCAUUUAUCAUUAUAGAAAAAAAUUAACAUUUUUAUGAUAAGAAUUGUUUUGUACUCUGAAUGAAAUUGUUGAUUUUUAACUUCAUGUACUACUCUAUCUCACAGUUACAUUGCAUAUCAAGGCUGUGUAUAGUUGCCGUUUUAAAGUUUGUAAUCAACCAGCAUUUUUUUUUCCUUUUUUUUUUUUCAGUAUUUUGGUGGUUUUUCUAAUAACCUGUCAUCUUUUGUUUUCCUUAUUUUUCAAUGCUCAUUUUCUUCAUCUUCCAGUUACUAUUGUGGAGGGUGGAAUUCAGAAUUAUGAAAAUUAUGCAAUACCAAGUUUUGCCUAUGUAGGUAGUGCUUAUAGAUGCGUCAAUUAUUAGAGGCUAGUUUGGAGAUAGACAAUAUUGUAAUGCAUUUAUUUUGUUGAUAUCGUUGUUUGUCGUUGUUGUUGUUGAUGAUGUUGUUGUUGUUGUGGGUGUUUUCCUUUUUUAUUGACCAAAGUGGGGACUGCUUUCUAUGCAGUGUAUGACAAGGUCUUUUUUUUUUCUUUCUUUAGCAUAUAGGCCUACCGAAUUAUGGUGAGACGUGUUCCAGUGUAUUUUGAAUUCGGGAGUUUUAGGGGGAGGGGCGGUAUUUUUCUAGAAGUACUUAUAAAAAAAUGCACCCUUGGUCUUACUACGGCUGCAAAGUCACUGAUUGGUCUACUGUGACUCUUACUUUCAACUUUCCACCUGGGGUGCUAGCAUGUGACCUUGAAGGAGCUCAUUUUUCACAGGAGAGACGGCUUGACUUGAGUAUGACAAUCAUUUAAAAAAAUCAUUUUACGUAGAAUCCCAUUCUGUCGUAGAUCCCUUAAAGCUGCAACUGAAGAUGGAAAGCGUUGCAGGCUUUUGUUGAAUACUACGCCGUACUAUUCUAGACGUCACCGAAUGCAAUUCCCAAGUAGAUGCCUUAAACACAUCAGUGAAGUGGCCUGUGACCUGCGCAACAAUCACACACCAACUAAUGCUAGUGAGACCUGUCCAAAUCAGUUGCAGACAGGCUCAAGCAAGCCUUUAGAAAGUAUUUUAUAAGUAGUAGAUUUGUAUAAAUGUAUAUACGAUAUGCACAUAUGUCAAUUCCUGAGACACUUCCCUAGCAGAGCCCCGUAGAGAAUGUUGAAAUAAAUACUGGACCGCAGAAGCAUGGUGUUCUCCAGUCCAGUGGCCCAGUAGAAGCUUAAAUAGAAUCCAGUAGAAGAAAAAUAUAGCACUUAAAUAGCACAUAGGCAAUCGUCUUCUCCCCCAUACAGUGUUUUGAACCUAGUCUUAAACUAAAUCUCUCAGGCGUAUUACAGGGCAUUAUUUAUAUCAAUCACUCUCUUACCAUUUUUAACGUAAAAAAAUAAAUAAAUAACUUUUCUCACAGAGAGAGCAGCGCCUCCAUUGCUGCUAUGACACCUUUUGCACUCUUUCCCUACAAUCGUGAAAGAAAUGUUUCCCUCGGAGAGACGGUACUAGCAGGAGCUCUCCGGCGUUAAGCAGAGGGCCUAAGAAGCAGAAUGUUUUUUUUUUUGGAAAAAAAUAAUCCUCAAGUCAAGCUCAAUCUCUCCGUCUUCACCCAGAUUUCUUAUGCAGAAAAAAAUGAAAAAGUCACCCCGUUCUAUGUGCACUGUUCUGUCUUUUUUUGUUGUUUUAUUCUUUUUUUUUUUCUUUUAAAAGAAAAACUAUAAGUGCUUUGCAGCCUUUGGCCAUUGGAGACCCCACUGAAGUGCAUUGUCCCCAGGUGUGUUUGUGAGUGUGUGUGUGUGUGUGUGUGUGUGUGUGUGUGUGUGUGUGUGUGUGUGUGUGUGUGAUAAAAAUGUGUCAGGGUCACUGUGCUGUUGGUGUUUAUUUGAAUAGGAGAGUGUACAUAAAGGUAAAUAUCCUGAUUGCGUCGAUAGCAGUAGUCUGUGGGGUUGAACUCUGCUUUGGCAGCUUGGUUGUUCGUGUGCAUGCGCGCGUGUGUGACUUUGUGAGCUGGACGUGUGAUCGAGUGCCUCUGACACUACACAGUGAGAGAAGAUGAGGGUCUUUCUAUUGAAAAAAGCCUGCCGUAGGACAGGAGUUUGUACACUGUAAACUUUCUCGAGAGUUCUUCUCUUAAGCCCUUAUUUGUAAAUCUUCAAUUCUGGGGAAAAAUAAGUCAAUUCCAUUUUAGGGAAAAAAAAGCUAAUUCAAUUUGGGUUUUUGUUUAUUUGUUUCGGAGGCUGGAUUUGAGUUAGAACUCUCCAGGUUCCCCCGAUUAGUAGAAUCUAAAGUGUUUUCAUCAGUUGUUGUAUUCCUGUAUGUAAAGUCAAAAAAUGGGAGGAAAUAGUCUAUACAGAUCCAUAAAUAUAAAAAACAACAACAAUGAAGGCUUUUUUUUAAUUAUUAAUAUUAUUAUUUCUGUUCUUGGUUAGUGCUUAGAUAUUUGCAUUUGGGAAACACUUCAUGAAUAUUUGAAUUGUUGUUCUUUCAUUAGUGUGGCCAUAGUGAGUGUGAUGUGAUUUAUCUCUUUUUUUUUUUUUUGAAAUGGGUGUGAAUUCUUGUCCAACAAGAUCGUGGUGUGAGUGUGUUCCUUGUAGCAGCUGGGAGGUGAUGUCACUUAACCAGUAGAAAAGGCCCCAGAUUGCACCUGACCUUAAGCGAGAAGCAGGGUAGAAUCUGCAGUGAAACGUCCUCAAUGAAUCUAUCAGAUAGUUUCUUUUUUUAAAUUUCUUUUUAAAGGAAAUGUUGCAAGGCAAUUGGUGCUACAUUUCGACGUAGUUCAGAAUCGGGUGGCCAAUGUUGAGCCGCCUACUUGGUUCAUAUGCAGACGACACUCUAAAAAAUCUCUUUAAAUAUCAGUAACAGCAUCGAGGCAUCACUCAUUUUGCACAUUCCACAUGCUGUCUAUGCCUGAUGUGAUGUAGUAAACCCUUCAUUUACACUACAAACAAACAUUAAAUUAAUCGCAGGUGCUUCAGAAUAGGGUACUGUACCUUCCAGCUGAUAAUAGGUAGUGUAUUUGGGCAUGGUUACGUAUUUCUGUUGCUACGCUGGGUGUGAACGUAGCCUGUCAAAAAGCUCUUGAAACUUUAUGAAAUUUUAAUCAGUGUUCCACCCAUCAGCAGCUUCAAGAGCCGUAUUCAAGGCAGAUUUUGACAUUCACAACAACCUUAUUUUAGAAAGUAUUAUGUCACUGAUCAUCAUCGAGAAACAGGACAACUUUAUGCAAGGAGGACCUGUGGCACUCAUGCAAUAUGUGUGAUUUCCCUUUUAACUGAAUGUCACGCAUUCUGUAGGGACAGAGAGGGAGUAUACAUGCAGACUUAGAGGAAACAUUAAAACUUCAUUUUCAUCCUACAUGAGCAAUACACACCUUCCAUAUGUUGGCUAGCUGCUAGUCACUUGGCAUCAGGUUGUUAUGAAACAUGAAAACCAGCAUUUUUACAGGAUGUAACAUUCACCAAAAGAAGACAAAAAGAUAGCAAUGCAGUGCCUGUUCAAGCUGUCCAAGUGUCUGUUGUAUAUAAUUGUAAAAUGUGAUAGACUUACUUUCAUAUGUGACAAGAAAAACACCAUCACACCGAACAGAAUGUGGCUAACUCAUCUGGAAAUAUGCUUCUUUGAUGUUUUUGGAGCUUUGUUUUUUUUUUUUUUGGUGAUCUAAUAAUUUUCAAAUUAUGUCAGCACACAAUGCCCACAUCAAGCUUGUUCAAAAUUUGAGAGGAAAUGUUCACUCUUCUUUUUACUUUUUUUUUUUUUCUUUUUUUUCGGGGAUGGGGAGCGGGGCGGCGGGGGGGUCAGUGCUACAUUAAGCGCAGUGAAAGGAUGAAAUAAUGUCUUUUCUUAAGAUUAGUCAUUUUUCUCUGCAGGGCUGAUUUAUUUUUGGGUCUUGUGGCACUUUUACUUCCCUCUGCGCACACAUUUCUACUUGAUGAAUCAUGGUGGAAUUAUAUAUAAUGAACAACAACAACAACACCAACAAAACAAUAUGUAACAGUCUCCAGUAGUGAUCGUAGUUACACUGCAAGUGUGUGCAAAGGUCUAUGUAUGUAUCUGAAUGUACGUUUUAGAGGACUUUUUGGAAACCUUUUUUGUUUUUUAUCUUUUCAUUGACAGUUUAGGAGCCACAGGUGUCCAUUGUGAACUGUAUAGCGAAGGCCUUGAUAUCCCUUCUUUUAUUGAUUUUAGAAACGCCGAGCAUUAGGCGAUGCCUUCAAGCUGGUUACAUUUGGUGCAGGGGCUAAAAUUGCCACAAGAUUAAAAUCAGUGUAAAUAAAGGCUCAACUUUUUGUGAUUGUUACUGUUAUAUCCAGCCUAUACUGCUAGCAGCUGUUUUUACUGCAGUCAAUUACUGGAAGUGGAUAUAUUUCCUAUGCAAAACUGUUUAAACAAUAAAAUGAGCUAUGCUACAAAAAUGA
Molecule: messenger RNA, 8141 nt
Organism: Dicentrarchus labrax (European seabass)
Lineage: Eukaryota; Metazoa; Chordata; Actinopteri; Moronidae
Product: nuclear factor 1 B-type
Exons: 12
Coding region: 475-2160 (561 amino acids)
Biological process (GO): regulation of transcription by RNA polymerase II
Cellular component (GO): nucleus
Molecular function (GO): DNA-binding transcription factor activity, RNA polymerase II-specific; RNA polymerase II cis-regulatory region sequence-specific DNA binding
Source: RefSeq, a predicted model, not a curated record